Conger conger (European conger) is the source of this 1739-nucleotide messenger RNA. RefSeq names its product ATP-dependent RNA helicase DDX39A-like. The transcript is spliced from 10 exons. Gene Ontology annotation, biological process: mRNA export from nucleus; mRNA splicing, via spliceosome. NCBI's taxonomy places the organism in Eukaryota, Metazoa, Chordata, Actinopteri, Anguilliformes, Congridae. The record is from RefSeq and is a predicted model, not a curated record. Gene Ontology annotation, molecular function: RNA binding; ATP binding; RNA helicase activity. The coding region runs from base 99 to 1382 and encodes 427 amino acids.
GGGUUGUUCCGGAAGUUACUAUAAGCUUGAGGCCUACCCAUGUGGGCUGCACUGCAUUAACGCUAAUAUUUGAACCGAGACUGAGGCUGAACUUAAGCAUGGCUGAAAAUGAUGUUGAGAAUGAGCUGCUCGACUACGAGGAGGAGGAAGAGCCACAGGCAGCCCCGGAGAGCGUAGUCCCCGCAGGGAAGAAGGAGGUGAAGGGCUCCUACGUCUCCAUCCACAGCUCUGGCUUCAGAGACUUUCUGCUCAAACCGGAGCUACUCCGUGCCAUUGUGGACUGUGGCUUUGAGCAUCCGUCAGAGGUCCAGCACGAGUGCAUUCCACAGGCCAUACUGGGUAUGGACAUCCUCUGCCAGGCCAAGUCCGGUAUGGGGAAGACGGCAGUGUUUGUUCUGGCUACCCUACAGCAGAUUGAGCCGGUGGAUGGACAGGUUUCCGUGCUGGUGAUGUGCCACACACGUGAGCUGGCCUUCCAGAUCAGCAAGGAGUACGAGCGCUUCUCCAAGUACAUGCCCACGGUGAAGGCUGCCGUCUUCUUCGGUGGCAUGUCCAUCAAGAAGGACGAGGAGGUCCUGAAGAAGAACUGCCCCCACAUCGUGGUGGGCACGCCCGGCCGCAUCCUGGCCCUCAGCCGCAACAAGACCCUCAACCUGAAGAACGUCAAGCACUUCGUCCUGGACGAGUGCGACAAGAUGCUGGAGCAGCUGGAUAUGAGGCGUGACGUACAGGACAUCUUCCGGCUGACGCCCCACGAGAAGCAGUGCAUGAUGUUCAGCGCCACGCUCAGCAAGGAGAUCAGACCCGUCUGCCGCAAGUUCAUGCAGGACCCCAUGGAGGUGUUCGUGGACGACGAGACCAAGCUGACCCUCCACGGGCUGCAGCAGUACUACUGCAAACUGAAGGACAGCGAGAAGAACCGCAAGCUCUUCGACCUGCUCGACGUCCUGGAGUUCAACCAGGUGGUGAUCUUUGUGAAGUCGGUGCAGCGCUGUGUGGCACUCUCCCAGCUGCUAGUGGAGCAGAACUUCCCUGCCAUCGCCAUCCACAGGGGCAUGGCCCAGGAGGAGAGGCUCUCUCGGUACCAGCAGUUCAAAGACUUCCAGCGGCGGAUCCUUGUGGCUACCAACUUGUUUGGUCGAGGGAUGGACAUCGAGAGGGUCAACAUCGUCUUCAACUACGACAUGCCCGAGGACUCCGACACUUACCUUCACAGGGUUGCUCGUGCCGGCAGGUUCGGGACGAAGGGCCUGGCCGUGACCUUCGUGUCAGACGAGACCGACGCCAAGACCCUGAACGACGUGCAGGAUCGCUUCGAGGUCAACGUGGCUGAGCUGCCAGAAGAGAUCGACAUCUCCACUUACAUUGAACAGUCCAGAUGAGUCCUCCAUCCCUGUGAAGAUUACCCCCUCCCCCUGCUCUGCCUGCCCCCCUCCCUGAUAUGCUUUCUGGGGGGAACAGAGCUUGAAUGUUUUUAUUUUAAAGUGCCCCCCACCCACACACACCCAUACCCAGUUCCCAAGUGAAACUUUUAUUUUAUUGUAUCUGGUGGGGUGUCCAGUUUUAAUUUUGUCUUGUUAAUUGUGGUUUUGUUUUUGGAUAAUGAAAUUAAAACUUUUUAUACAAUGUCAGUUUACUGUAUUGUAUUUGUUGCCUAGCUGAUGUUGGAACGGCAGAGAUUCUACCUGCGUGUGCCCGGAAAUCAGGGGCUCAUUUUACAUUAAAAUAUUUCCGUACUA